AUGAGCUUGAUGAUGAGGCCGGUGCUGCACCUGAUGGUCGGGCUGGUGCUCUACGGCGUCGCCGAGGAGAUGACCGUGCCGGCGCUCGUCGACAAGGUCACCUCCGCGCUCUGCCCCGCCGACGACAGGUCUUGCCCGGAGGCUCUCUACCUCACCGGCCUGCAGUCCUCGGUUCUUGUUCAUUGA
Molecule: messenger RNA, 186 nt
Organism: Miscanthus lutarioriparius
Lineage: Eukaryota; Viridiplantae; Streptophyta; Magnoliopsida; Poales; Poaceae
Source: the annotation of a GenBank genome assembly